AAGACCUUGCGGUGAAGCUCGAUCUGGCCGAGCGAGGUCAAGAUGGGACUGAUAAGAUCCUACAUUUCCAACAUACGCAGAGACGAUCCGCGCCUCCUUCGGAUCCCUCCGUAUCUCUCUGCCCUAUGCAUUCUCGGAGGCAUCAUAUGGAUCCUUCUUCUACCUCUGAAUGAAUACUCGAGGCGGACGUACAUUUCCGAAAACGCCCUAUUGCCCGGCCAGGUUCACACCUACUUUGGUGGAAGUGAGCAGAAUGUCUUUCGAGCGUACCGACACGAGUUGGCGACCGUCCUGGACUCUUCCGCUUCGGAGAGCAAUCACACUUUGACAAGAGAAGAUCAACGAGGACUGGAGGCCGAGACAAGUUCUAAAAUACAAGAGCUGUUCAGGAACGCAGGUCUGAAAACCGCAAAGCAACGCUACUCGUACACCUCGUCGGGCCAGACUUACGAGGGCGAGAAUGUCUAUGCCGUCCUCCAUGCACCCCGGGGAGAUGGUACAGAGGCCAUUGUGAUAGUCGCUGCUUUGAAAAAUAUCGACGGUGCUCCCAACGUCAAUGGAGUCCCUCUUCUCAUCUCUCUGUCAAGAUAUUUCAGAAGAUGGUCACUCUGGUCCAAGGACAUUAUUUUCUUGGUGACGCCAGACAGUUCGGCAGGCCCGCAGGCAUGGAUUGAAGCAUAUCACUCCACGCAUGAUCCCGAGAAGGUGCAAGAUCUUUCGUUGAAGUCAGGUGCUCUCCAGGGAGCUGUCUGUAUAGACUAUCCAUUCGAACAUCGCUUCGAGACGUUCCACAUUGCCUACGACGGAAUCAAUGGAGCGCUUCCUAAUCUGGAUCUGUUCAACACUGCUGUGACCAUCGCUACGGGCCAGAUGGGCAUUGGAACUUCGAUUCAAUUUCAGCAUACAUACACCAAGGCCGACGCACAAGGUGAAUACCCGUCUCGGCUGCAGACACUGGUCCGCGGAAUGUCUUCUCAGGCGCUUGGUCAAGCCACUGGACCUCAUUCCAGUUUCAUGACCUACCACAUUGACGCCAUCACAUUGACGGCCAUUGGAGAAGGCUGGCAAGACGAAAUGGCAUUUGGUAGAACGGUUGAAAGUAUCUGCAGAAGUCUCAACAAUUUGUUGGAAAAACUCCACCAGAGUUUCUUCUUUUACUUGUUGAUGCAGUCCAACCGAUUCGUGAGCAUCGGCACCUAUCUUCCAAGUGCCAUGGCUAUAGGGGCUGCCUACACAAUCAUGGCAAUUUAUCUUUGGGUUCUGAGUGGCUAUCAACUAGUUCAGAAACCAGCGGCGAUUGCGGACGAAAAGUCAAGCACUUCAUCGCCUAGCACGACACCUCCUCAAGACACAAAGACGAAGCUCGAAUUUCUUCCGAAAGACAGACAUCUUGUCCUUCCAAUCGCUUUGGUGGCAGCCGUGUACCUGGCAUCGUUGGUGCCUCUGUACCUACUCACGUCACUCAGCCUUGGGGCUAUCCCAUCGACCUUUUUCCUCCUGACGAUCCUCCUUGUCGUCCUCCCCAUCAUUCUGGCAUCGGCACUGUCAGACACGCACAAUAAUACAACCUUGCCUUCCUUUUCGGCUCCGUCGCAAGAGCAAUAUGUCCUGAUGAGGUCGCUGAACUUGCUAUUGCUCGGUCUCUUCCUCACGGUCCUCGCCACAUUGAACUUUAGUCUCAGCAUGUUCCUCGGUAUUGCAUGUAUACCUUUGGCGUUUGUGGACAGGAGUGCGUCGGGCACUUUUGCUCUGCUUCAAUAUCUCCUUCUAGCUGUGGUGAGUCCGAUGGGGCUUGCGGUCGGGUUGGCCGUAAAUGGUUGGCUUGCGUUUGGACAGACGGAUGUUCUGGUCGAAUGGCUACAAAAACUGGCCUUUGGGUGGAACGUCUGGGGAAGUUGGGGUGUGCCUGUCGGUAUACUGUGCAUCUGGCUGCCGUCGUGGGUGCUCAGCUCGACGCUCGUGGCGAGUUCGUGGUUCAAGAGUGGGGGGUUUACGGUGGCUGUCUCAUCUACAGAGUUGAGGCCGGACUCGAAGAAGGAGCCCAGAUAGUAUACGUAGAUAUGUAUCUUCAAAGACAUUUGCUCGAA
Exophiala oligosperma is the source of this 2087-nucleotide messenger RNA. RefSeq lists its product as uncharacterized. Gene Ontology annotation, biological process: attachment of GPI anchor to protein. Bases 43 to 2049 code for a protein of 668 amino acids. Lineage: Eukaryota; Fungi; Ascomycota; Eurotiomycetes; Chaetothyriales; Herpotrichiellaceae. Gene Ontology annotation, cellular component: GPI-anchor transamidase complex; membrane. The transcript has 2 exons. The record is from RefSeq and is a predicted model, not a curated record.